Molecule: messenger RNA, 3244 nt
Organism: Medicago truncatula (barrel medic)
Lineage: Eukaryota; Viridiplantae; Streptophyta; Magnoliopsida; Fabales; Fabaceae
Product: cellulose synthase A catalytic subunit 8 [UDP-forming]
Exons: 13
Coding region: 57-3032 (991 amino acids)
Biological process (GO): cellulose biosynthetic process
Cellular component (GO): membrane
Molecular function (GO): cellulose synthase (UDP-forming) activity
Source: RefSeq, a predicted model, not a curated record
CAUAUGAGCAUAGAUUGAGAAUCAAAUAGUCAGAGGGACAUAUUGCUGAACCAAAAAUGAUGCCAUCUGGUGCUUCCCUCUGCAACAUUUGUGGGGAACAACUAGUGCUUAGUGAGAAUGGGGAAUUGUUUGUGGCUUGUCAUGAGUGUAGCUACCCAAUUUGUAAGGCCUGUUUUGAACAUGAAAUCAAUGAGGGACAUAAGGUCUGUCUUAAGUGUGGCACUCCCUAUGAAGGGAGAACAAAUAAUGAUAAUGUUGAUGAUGAGCGCGAAGACGACGACGAUGACAUCAUGGUUCAUGAAAAUCCAUCUACAAUGGCUUCCCAGAUCAAUAACUCUGAGGAUGGUGGGGGACUUCAUGCUAGACAUAUCAGUACAGUGUCCUCACUUGAUAUUGAAGAAGUAAAUGAAGAAUCUGGGAAUUCAAAAUGGAAAAAUAGAAUGAAAGGCUGGAAAGGGAAAGGGAAGGGGAAAGGGAAGGGGAAAGACAAAAAGAACAAGACUAAAAAGGAUGCACCUACAGCUGAAAAUGAGGCUGCAGUUCCACCGGAGCAGCAGAUGGAAGAAAUUCGGUCCACAGAUGCUGCUGCUCUGCCACUUUCAGUACUUAUGCCAAUAGUAAAGUCCAAACUCGCACCAUACAGAACUGUGAUAAUUGUGCGGCUAGUAAUCUUGGGUCUUUUCUUCCAUUAUCGAGUUACAAAUCCUGUUGAAAGUGCUUUUCCUCUGUGGUUGACAUCUAUUAUAUGUGAGAUUUGGUUUGCAUUUUCCUGGGUGUUGGAUCAGUUCCCUAAAUGGUCUCCAGUUAAUCGACACACUUAUAUUGAGAACCUCUCUGCAAGGUUUGAAAGAGAGGGUGAACCCUCUGGACUUGCUUCUGUUGAUUUUUUUGUCAGUACAGUCGAUCCUUUGAAAGAACCACCACUGAUUACAGCUAAUACAGUGCUUUCUAUCCUUGCGGUUGACUAUCCAGUAGAUAAAGUAUCUUGUUAUGUGUCAGAUGAUGGAGCAGCAAUGCUCACAUUUGAAUCUCUUGUGGAGACAGCUGAAUUUGCAAAGAAGUGGGUGCCAUUUUGCAAAAAGUUUUCAAUUGAACCUAGAGCACCUGAGUAUUACUUCUCACAAAAAAUUGACUACCUUAAAGAUAAAGUGCAACCUUCUUUUGUAAAAGAACGUAGAGCAAUGAAGAGAGAAUAUGAAGAGUAUAAAGUACGUGUUAAUGCUAUGGUAGCUAAGGCCCAGAAAACACCAGAAGAAGGAUGGACGAUGCAAGAUGGAACACCUUGGCCUGGCAAUAACUCACGUGAUCACCCUGGAAUGAUUCAGGUUUUCCUCGGACACAGUGGUGCUCGUGAUAUCGAAGGAAAUGAACUUCCUAGGCUAGUUUAUGUUUCUAGAGAGAAAAGACCAGGAUACCAACAUCACAAGAAAGCAGGUGCUGAAAAUGCACUGGUGAGGGUGUCUGCAGUUCUCACAAAUGCUCCCUUCAUUCUCAAUCUUGACUGUGAUCAUUAUGUUAACAACAGCAAGGCUGUCCGAGAAGCAAUGUGUUUUCUCAUGGAUCCAGAAGUUGGUAGAGACGUUUGUUAUGUACAAUUCCCCCAAAGAUUUGAUGGUAUUGAUCGCAGUGAUCGAUAUGCCAACCGCAAUACAGUUUUCUUUGAUGUAAACAUGAGAGGACUUGAUGGCAUUCAAGGACCAAUGUAUGUGGGGACUGGAUGUGUUUUCAACCGACAAGCACUUUAUGGCUAUAGCCCACCUUCUAUGGUCAAUUCACCAAUAUCAUCAUGCUGUUGCUGCCCCUCCAGCAAAGAAGUGUCAAGGGUUUCUAGAGAUGGAAAGAGGGCAGAACUUGAUGCUGCAAUUUAUAAUCUCAGGGAGAUUGACAAUUAUGAUGAGAAUGAGAGGUCAAUGCUAAUUUCACAAAUGAGCUUUGAAAAAACUUUUGGCUUGUCUACUGUUUUCAUUGAAUCUGCAUUAAUGGAGAACGGAGGAGGGGUACCAGAAUCUGCAGAUCCUUCAAUGCUGAUCAAGGAGGCCAUUCAUGUAAUUAGCUGUGGGUAUGAAGAGAAGACUGAAUGGGGGAAAGAGAUUGGUUGGAUUUAUGGUUCAGUUACUGAGGAUAUCUUAACAGGAUUCAAGAUGCAGUGCCGAGGAUGGAGGUCGAUCUACUGCAUGCCCUUAAGGCCUGCAUUCAAAGGGUCAGCACCUAUCAACUUGUCUGAUCGGUUGCACCAAGUCCUUCGAUGGGCGCUUGGAUCAGUUGAAAUUUUCUUAAGUAGACAUUGCCCCCUUUGGUAUGCAGUUGGAGGAGGCCGUCUCAAAUGGCUGCAGAGAUUGGCUUAUAUAAACACUAUUGUUUAUCCUUUUACAUCCCUUCCUCUAGUUGCUUAUUGUACUUUGCCAGCAAUUUGCCUUCUCACAGGAAAAUUUAUCAUACCAACGCUUACCAACGUUGCAAGUAUUCUCUUUCUUGGACUUUUCCUCUCCAUUAUAGUGACAAGUGUGCUUGAGCUGCGUUGGAGUGGUGUUUGUAUUGAAGAUUUAUGGCGUAAUGAGCAGUUUUGGGUGAUUGGAGGUUCUUCAGCUCAUCUGUUUGCUGUGUUCCAAGGAUUUCUUAAGAUGUUGGCUGGUGUUGAUACCAACUUCACUGUCACUGCCAAGGCUGCUGAGGAUACCGAGUUUGGUGAACUUUAUAUUAUCAAGUGGACUACUCUCUUGAUUCCACCUACAACUCUUAUCAUUAUUAACAUGGUUGGUGUUGUUGCUGGAUUUUCUGAUGCACUUAAUGGAGGAUAUGAGUCUUGGGGACCUCUCUUUGGGAAGGUUUUCUUUGCCUUCUGGGUGAUUUUUCAUCUCUAUCCAUUCCUCAAGGGUCUCAUGGGGCGCCAAAACCGCACUCCUACCAUUGUUAUUCUGUGGUCAGUGUUGUUAGCCUCUGUCUUUUCUAUUAUUUGGGUCAAGAUAGACCCAUUUGUGAACAAAGUUGACAGUGAGACCAUAGCUGAAACUUGUGUUGCUAUAGAUUGUUAAGUCACUCAAAGGAUGCUUACCAAGAGUUUUUGUAAAUAUAUAUGUGAAAAGAUGCAUAAAUGGGUAAUGAUUUGAUUCAUUGCUUGUGUGAGUCAUAACUCAUGAGGAUUAGCUCUUUGCUGAAAUGUGUAACCAUAUUGAACUAAGAUUGGAAAUAUAUGUCAUAACUUAUAAGCUUUGGACAAACUAUACCUGACCUAUUUUUUUAAAAA